Molecule: messenger RNA, 1836 nt
Organism: Mitosporidium daphniae
Lineage: Eukaryota; Fungi; Microsporidia
Product: iron-sulfur assembly protein 1
Exons: 3
Coding region: 1-1836 (611 amino acids)
Biological process (GO): rRNA processing; iron-sulfur cluster assembly
Cellular component (GO): Pwp2p-containing subcomplex of 90S preribosome; small-subunit processome
Molecular function (GO): iron-sulfur cluster binding; protein binding
Source: RefSeq, a predicted model, not a curated record
AUGAGCUUUGUCAUAGAUAAACGUCCAAGUAAUGAACAUCUUCAAACUCGGGAUACGGCCGCUUUGGAUUCAAAGGCUGCAAUCAAAAAGAGCCCCAACAGCUCAGAGGUUGCCUGGCAUGAUUCAGAUGACGAUUCGAUUUCUGUAAAUCUCAAUUCGCAAGCCCAAUUGAAAAAGCUUCGUAGGCCAGAGGAUCUGGAAGCGGAUGAAAAUCCUAUGAUGUCUGGUUCGAUAGAUGGAUCCAAGUAUCAAUCUCGGCUACGAGACCAAUUCGAGAAAAUCAAUCCAAAGCCUAAAUGGGUCAAGCCCACUUUUGCGGAUACGAAUAUUUUUGAAGGAGCCUCUCAAUUGUCUGACGACGAGGAUGGCGAGCUUGAUUGCAUUCAUGCGUUUCUUUCAAAGAAAAAGGGGAAUGCAAAGAUGUCUUCACCAAAAAUGCCGGUGAAGAACUCAACCAACAUCAGUAACAUCAAGUAUUGUGGUAACAUUACACAGUGUGUUACAUCUACCUUGAGCAUUGAUUGGAAUCCAAUAACCGGCGCUUCUAUCCUCACAGGUGGUGACAAGGAUAAAACGAUAAGGCUUUUUUCAUUAUCCAAUGCGUCUUUUUCCGAGGAAGAAGAUUUUGAUAGUAAAAUCUCGUCUACAAUGAAGCCACAAUUGUUGGGAAGCGAAAUCGAGCUACAAGCGUUCCCAAUUAAAUGCGUUAAAUGGAUGCCCUCUUGCAGUUCCGCCUUCGUAAGUGGUAUGAAGCGCCAUUUUUACAUUGUGGAUCUUGAAUCUCAAACAGCAAUUCCGCAUUCUUCUUUUGGAAGACACGCUGGCAUCUUUAAAGGGGAUGAUCCAUCCAUGAUUGGAACUGUGGUUUCAAUUUCCAAAAAUUUCAUUGCCAUUGGUGAAGGUAAUGGCUAUGUUGCAAUAAUGGAUUCGACCUCCCUAUCUUUGGUCACACGGAUCAAGACCGGAGACGAUUCUGGUGUUGUGGCGGUCGAAUGGGACCCCAUUUCCCCACAUCCCACCCUAUGGACUUUAGAAGGAAACAAGACAGGAAGUACUUUGUCACAGUGGGAUUUGCGAGCAAUAUGUUCAGAGUCCCUCUCAUCGGGGCGUGGCAAUUGCAUCAAUAGAAUACCCUUACAUUCUUCUGGCCUGAAGGGCACUUCGUUGUGCAUCUCCCCUUCUGGUGCGAAUAUUGCCGUGGGAACCGAUAGCGGUAUAACCUCGAUUUUGGGGGCCAAAGGAAUGGAUGGCGGAAAUCCGCUUUACAAGUCAAAACCUUCUAUUUUAAAGGAAAUCGAAUCGCUGAGGACACCCAUUGAUUCCAUAUCAUGGUCUUAUGAUGAAAACGAGCAUCUUUCCUUUUCCUCUUCCCAUGAAAAGGGCUCUGCUCGAAUUUCGAGUAUUUUACACGGAGCCUCGGGAAGUAUAUCUGCCAAAACAUUGCAGGGAUGGCCCUCACCAUCUAUGAUGCCUGCACUUGGAGCCGUUACAAGUAAACCAAGCGCCGUCGCUAGGAUAAGGGAGCUUCAGACACAAUUUGAUGACGGAAAGCCCCCUAUUUUAAAAAUCGGGAUCCGAUCCAAAGGGUGUUCAGGUAAUUCCUAUAAUUUGUCAUGGAUAUUUGACAUCGCCUCAGAGUCAAAGGGAACAGAAAUAAUAGAACAAGAUGGAAUUAAAAUAGCCAUCGAACCACGCGCCCUGAUUUCUAUCAUUGGGUCUGAAGUUGAAUGGGUCGAAGACAAGCUUUCAUCUCAAUUUCUAUUUGCAAACCCCAAUGUAAAGGAGACUUGUGGCUGUGGACAGUCCUUUACAAUAGACGAGAAAAAUUUUGAAUAA